UAUUUUGUACACUCACGAAUUUUGCAACAAUUUUUCUCUACAUCUCUAUCGAUUUUUCUCUCAUUUAAAGUAUUUUGAGUACUUUUCAGCUGAUAAUCAAAGAAAGACGAAAGACAAAUCUAAUACUCAGUUGCGAUCAAGCUUCCAUAUCUUUUACGUCACAGAAGUUCCCAACUUCCCAGCCUUAAAAAUCCAGCAAAAAAAUAUUUCCAAAUAUGUUUAGCAAAAAAAAUAUAGACACAGAUCUUAGUAAAUGCAGAAUUAUUAAAAAUUUGAUUGUCGUAUCGUUAUCAAUUUUAUUUCUGCUCUCAGGCGAUAAUUGUCUUAUAACGCUACAAACCACAAUGAAUAAAGAACAAGGAGUAGGAACAGCUUCUUUGGCUUUCAACUUCAUCACAUUUGGGAUUGCAUCAUUAUUGUUUACCAGUUUCCUUGUGAAGAAAUUGGGGAGUAAGAAUGCACAACUCUUAGGAAUGGGAAUGAUGCUACCCUACAUUGCAUACAAUUUUUAUCCAACUUGGAUUACCAUGAUACCUGCAGCGAUACUGAGGGGCAUCGGUAGUUGUUUGCUUUGGGCAGCUCUGUGCACUUAUUUCAAUGAAUCAUCUGUUCUGUUUUGCAAAAUUGGAGAAAAUGGGAAAAAAUCCAAAUGUGCAUCUCAAGUAGAGCCUGUAAAUGAAAAUUCUGAGAUGAAGUCGAGUUUUAAAUUAGAUGGAAAAAAAGUGGAGAAAUUGUCAGCAUCUGAUCUACUCAAUAAAGCAAGUAACAGUCCUGUAGCAAGCCGAAAUUGCACCAGACACCUUGUAGAUACCACACCUGUUAGGCUUAGUGCUUGCAAAUCUAAGAAAGAUAGUUUACCAGAAAUUAGAACACUUUCGAAAGUGAAGGAUAUAGAAAAAACAGAAGACACCAACGAUCGCAAGCUAAAAAACUUUAAAGACACAGGAAUUCCCAAAAUAUUAAAUAAUGCUUUAGAUGAGAUAAAAGAAGAAAUAUCAUUUGAUUCCCCUCUCGAAAACGCAAAAGCAAAUGUUGAAACAUCCUAUCAGUCUUAUCUUGAUUCAACUAAGUCUCUCUUUUUCGGCAUCCAAGGUUUGGCAUUCUAUUCUUCAUAUGUUUGCAGUAGUUUAAUUGUUUAUUAUGUUCUCAAGACAGAUGACAAAAUUAAAAGUUCAAACUAUUCGUGUGGAGCAGAUUUUUGUAGUGCUACUAAAGAUGGCUUCAGUAAUGGCUUAGAAAAAGUACCAAAUGAAACAAGAUAUUUAUUAACUGGCGUAUGUAUGACAUGUGGAUUUAUAGCUCCAUUUAUAAUUUGGUUAUUUUUGGAUCGGAUAGAUACUGUGAAAAACAAUGUAAAACUCUCAUGGGGCCAUGUCUUUGCUACCAUUAAAUACAUUAAAAAGAAAGACCAGAUUCUUCUAAUACCUUUUACGAUUGCCACUAGUCUUUGCAGAGGAUUUCACAUAACUGAUUUUACAAAGUCUUAUAUUGCGUGUACCUGGAGUAUAUCCCACAUCGGUCUGUUCACUCUCAUCUACGGAAUCUCAUCUGCUCUGUCAGCCAUCUUUUCUGGUGCCAUAAUCAAGUGCGUUGGAAGGAGAUCAGUUCUGAUACCAAUCCAUAUAAUCGUCAUCGCCAACUUCGUCUUUCUCUUUUUCUGGAGCCCAAGCGCACAGCAGCCAUACAUCUUUUAUGUACAAGUUACUAUCAACGGCUUGAUCACUUCAGCAUUAGUCACACAAUCGAAAGCUUUUUAUGGUAUUGUCUUCGAAGGUGAUGAAGAAACAGCAUUUUCGAGUUGCAACUUAUAUGCCUCAAUUGGAUGGGCCGUACCUUUCAUCUAUAAUGACCUCUUUUGCACUUCUGUGAAAAUAAUCAUAGUGCUUGCAUUUUCUUGUGCCGGGUUUCUGGGAUAUUUACUUGCUGAAAAGAGUUACAAUUCGAGAAAGAAGGAAAUAAGUGAAUCUAUAUGA
This is a messenger RNA of Argiope bruennichi, 1973 nucleotides long. RefSeq names its product protein unc-93 homolog A-like. Lineage: Eukaryota; Metazoa; Arthropoda; Arachnida; Araneae; Araneidae. The coding region runs from base 216 to 1973 and encodes 585 amino acids. The transcript has 5 exons. The record is from RefSeq and is a predicted model, not a curated record.